Molecule: messenger RNA, 1490 nt
Organism: Williopsis jadinii
Lineage: Eukaryota; Fungi; Ascomycota; Saccharomycetes; Phaffomycetales; Wickerhamomycetaceae
Gene: CAK1
Product: cyclin-dependent protein kinase-activating kinase CAK1
Exons: 1
Coding region: 91-1059 (322 amino acids)
Biological process (GO): protein phosphorylation; regulation of mitotic cell cycle
Cellular component (GO): nucleus
Molecular function (GO): cyclin-dependent protein serine/threonine kinase activity; ATP binding
Source: RefSeq, a predicted model, not a curated record
UUCGCCCGUACCACUUGGAGGUAAAAACAUGAGAUAUCUUCCAAUAACAUCAACGUCACCAACCACCAUCACCAACUUCUUAGCACCGCGAUGAAUAAUUACAAAGAAAGGAAGAGAAUAAAGUGUACGAGGUUUUCUGAUGUUUACAGUGCCAUUUGUGCAAAGACAAACUUACAAGUUGCCAUCAAAGUCGUCUGUACAGACGACGAACGUCCUCCACAUUGCUCACGCGACGAAGUUCGUCUAUUGAAGCAGUUUGCCCAAGAGAAGGCACCAGCCAAUAUCACGACACUUUUAGAUGUCUUUACAGAGGAUCUCACUGAUACCGCCAUGGUGUUCCCAUAUUACGCCUUUACACUUACAAGUUGGCUCAGACGACAUGCGAAGAGGACCAAAGCUUCACACUUCAAUCCAUACAUCAACGUGGAUUCAAGGCCGACAACGGCUGAAUAUAUCAGCAGUUUAACUUUAGAAGAAGGCGUUGAAAUUAUAAAAGGUGUCGCCAAUGGCUUGGACUUUCUCCAUGGAUUAGGCGUCAUCCAUCGUGACAUAAAACCGGAUAACAUCAUGUUCCAGGGCUAUAACCCAACGCCUGUGAUUAUUGAUUUUGGCAUCAGCUACAAGAUUCCUAACAACUUUGGCAAGGAGUCUGAUUCAAACAAGAUUUGUGAUAUUGGUACUGGCAUCUACAAGGCACCAGAGCUCCUCUUUCACAUUGCAGACUAUGGAUAUGGUGUUGACAUUUGGGCCCUAGGAAUAGUUAUGACGUUGGUUUUCAGCAAAGAUCUCAAGCCCGUAUUUGAAGAUGAAGACAUUGUUGAUUUCAAACUGAUGGGGAUGAUAUUUUCAACUUUUGGAACCCCAUCAUUGGAGAUAUGGCCAGAAGCAGCGAAGUCUACAACUUUUGAACGUCUUCAACUUUUACCUCAUCCUGGUAAACCGAUGGAACAGAUAUUACCAGGUGUUGACAAUCAGAUAAGAAAAGUAUUCCAAAAAAUGAUGACUUACGAAUCAAAAGAGAGAAUCAGCGCUAAAGAGAUAUAUACUUUACUCAGCUGAUCAUCUACUGUUGCAGCAUUUUGCACACCUUGUGCACAACCACCCCCUUGCAUGCUACUCGAAUGGCUUCAGAAUAGCUAAUGCUACUAAUAAGUUAUUAAUGGUAUUGUUAAUAUUACACACAGGCAUUUACUUCAGCUGUUUUCCCUCUCGUACUUUCUUUCCAAUUUCAUAAACUCAACAAUAUCGUCUACUCUUUGUAAUUCCUUUUCAUUCACAAGUGCUUCUCUUUCCAAUUCAGCAAAAGAAUCAUCUACACUAUCGAGAUAGUAUCCGUUUUUGUAGUACACGAGAUUCCCGUUAAGUUUGUAAUUUGGAGUCUCACCUGAUAUGGUUGACAUCUCGCUGUACUCACUCUCGCUGACCGAUACAUCUGCACCAGUGUUUGCCGAUCCUCUUAAUAUCUGUAGCCUAGACUUCUUAUUCUCCCU